This is a messenger RNA of Brugia pahangi, 2811 nucleotides long. The record is from the annotation of a GenBank genome assembly. NCBI's taxonomy places the organism in Eukaryota, Metazoa, Nematoda, Chromadorea, Rhabditida, Onchocercidae.
AUGAUCUCCUGUAUACUGAUUUCACUACUAGCACUCAUCAAGAUAUCUUAUACACCACAACGUAAUGAUCUAGAAGGUUACUCACCAUUCGAAGCACGUUCACGCAUUGAAUACGACAAGUAUUUAAACUUCUUCUCGGGACGUGGCUUAGCAAUAUCCACGUAUCUGUAUAUCACCGCCAAAGACGGUAAUUCUAUGCUUCGACAAAGUCAUCUCAACGAUACCAUAAAGGUGCUACAUUUAGCUGCUAACAAUAUCACACUGUACGAUCCAAUUACUCGUAACAAUCAAUCCUUCAAUCAAUUCUGCAGAGAGUUUUGCAAUAUAAACGAACCCGUAUUACAGUUUUAUAAUGCAUAUAUGGUACAGAAAUGGAAUGUUGACAACGGUGAUCGUCCAAAUCCAUAUCUACGACUUCGUUAUCCUAUUAGUACCUUGUUUGGCCGUGAAAUAAGUAUUCAGCCCUACUUUUUUGGUGUAGAACUAUACAACGGAAAUGAAACAAAAGAGGAUAUCGAUGAAGAAAGGGAAGGAGUGCAUCAACUUUUUGGAAAUGAUACAAAUAUUGAUCUAUUAGUAGCCUGGAAUGAAACACAUCCAGCAGUAACAAAUAUGAAAUCAGUUAAGAUGAUUUCACUUCAACUUCGUGCCCUGCAGAAUCCUCAAUGGAGUAAAGAUGAUAUGAAACAAUGGGAAAUGAAUGUCGUCCAUUUCUUCGAGAAUUAUCAAUCAGAACAUUUGACAAUUUAUGUCGCUUCCACCACUUAUAUUGAAGAAGAAAUGGUUCGUGCCGGAAUAUCACUACUACCGUAUCUAACUGCAGGCUUUAUUAUCAUGUGUACCUGCUCUGUAAUUACAGUAAUGGUUCGAGCUGCUUAUAUGCAUCAAAAUAAUGUAUUCAAGGUUUUUCUGGCGGUAAUGGCUUGCGCCACACCAUUACUAGCAUGUUCUACAGCGUUAGCAAUACUCUUUUUGUGUGGUAUGAGAUUCUCCUCAAUACUUUGCGUCAUACCUUUUCUGGUCCUAUCUAUUGGUAUUGAUAGUUCGUACUUAAUGAUCCAUGAAUGGCAGCGAGUAACAAAGGAGAUACGGGAUGGUGAGAAAAAGAGUGGAACUGUUGGACAUCGAAUGUCUGAGGUACUCAGUGAAGUUGGCCCCGCUAUAUUAAUCUCCGCAAUAACUAAUAUAUUGGCUGAUGCUGUUGGUUGUUUUACAUCUUCUCCUGAAAUUCGUCUACUAUGCAUUGGAAAUUUAUUCUCCAUGUUUAUGGCGUAUUUGUAUCAGAUGUUAUUUUAUUCCGGUCUGAUGUCCGUUGUUGGAAAAUUCGAGAUUGCAGCAGAGAAAAAUGAAGAUAAUAUCACAAAUAUUACAAUACAGAAAACUCAACGUAAAAAUUCGAGAUUUCAUGAUAAAUCAAAGCUGUACAUCAGUAAAUACAUGCGAGUAUAUGUGAAUAUCAUUGCUCAUGCUUCGAUAGCUACUCUAAUCAUUGUUCUAUAUAUUACUUACAUUAUCAUAUCAGUAUGGGGGAUAACACGGAUGAAUAUCAGUUUAACGCCUCAGAAACUAUUUGCAGCAGAUUCACCACUGAUAAAGCUCGAUAAGUUACGCGUAAAAUAUCAGAUACCGUUCUUUACGAUGGCAUCGGUAUUUGUGGAGACACCAGGAGAUUUGUCUCAGAAACUGCCCCUUCUUCUGAUGAAUAAUAUGGUUCAGGAUUUUGAGAACCUUGACGGUAGCUGGGGACCUACUGGUACCAUGUAUUUCGUGCGCGAUUUUGCUUUAUUCCAGAGUUUUUUGCAAUCAGAACAUGAUUAUGAUUUUGACUCUUUGGAUGAUGUUAGCACCACAACAAUAAAUCCGGAAGAUGCUCUCAAAUUCAAUAAUGAUGAUUUAGCAAAUUUUUUGACAUGGCCAGAAUAUGACUUUUGGUCUGGCUUCGUCCAGUUGCAAAAUUUAAGCACCGAUGGAAAGAAAAAAAAAUUGAAAAGAUUCUUUUUCACCACAGCCUAUCAUGAUGAAAAUUUGAAAGUAUGGACGACACGAGGGAAAUUACUUAAACGAUGGCGUGCUAUCGUAGACAAAGCUAUGUACGAAUCAUUCCAUGCUUCCGUAUUCCAUGAAGACGCCAUCUUUCUGGAUCUGAUCGAUAAUAUGCCGACGGAUACGUGGCAAUCGAUAGCUGGUACACUGAUUUGUAUGGCUGCGGUAUGCUUUUUGUUUCUUCGGAAUAUGCUUACGGUGAUUAUUGCAACUGCCUCUGUCCUCUCUGUGUCUAUUGGUAUCUUAGGCAUACUGUCUUGGUGGAAUGUUGAAUUAGAUCCAAUUUCAAUGGCUGCGAUGAUAAUAUCCACUGGCUUUAGUGUUGAUAUUCCAGCACAUGUUGCUUAUCAUUACUGCAAAGCCAACGAGCAAUCGACACCCCAAGCUAAACUUGGCAACUGUCUUACCUCGGUAGGAUUUCCAGCUGUGCAGGCAGCAUUAUCUACUAUACUGUGUGUUUACAGCUUAUGGUUUGCUGGAAUUUAUAUGUCGCAGGUCUUUGUGAAAACAAUGGUUACUUCUGUUAUAUUAUGCAAUUUGCACGGUCUUGUGGUUCUGCCAGCUAUAUUGUCAAUAGUUCAUCGGGUUAGAGGUCGAUUUGACCAGAAUAAAACCUAUAGUACGCCAGCUGAGCGUGCUGUGAAUAAGCGAUUGAAACAAAUCAGGAAGCGAAUGGCUAAGACAGCAGAAAUGCAAGGAAUCAAUGGACACCAACCAGACUUAAAAAUGGAUCGACCGCCAAUUCCUGAAUUCAGUAUCAUACCUUAG